CCAAUCUCUUAAAUCCUUCGCCGACCCUUGAAGCAUCAUCAUCGACGUCGCCCCUCCAGCCAUAUAAACCUCUCACGAAGCAACAACACGAGCAGAGCGCAACCAAGGAAGGAGGAGCUCUGGCCAUGUCGAGCCCGGUGCACGCCCGCAAGGCCAUCCACACCUUCUCCAUGAAGGCGGCCAAGCUGCAGAGCUUCCUCGGCCUCCGCGUCCUCCUCGCCGCCGCCCUCGCCGCCUUCCUCCUCCUCUUCUCCGCCCGCACCCUCUUCCCCUCCUCCACCAACCCCCCCUCCUCCCACGCCCUCCUCCACGGCGGCGGAGAGUCCUGCGGGAAGCUGCCGGCGGCGGUGGCGGAGACGCUGGUCCACUACGCCACCACCAACACCACGCCCCAGCAGACGGCGGCGGAGAUCGGGGUCUCGCUCCGCGUCCUCCAGCGCCGGUCCCCGUGCAACUUCCUCGUGUUCGGGCUCGGGCUCGACAGCCCCAUGUGGGCGGCCCUCAACCACGGCGGCCGCACCGUGUUCCUGGAAGAAGACGCGUCGUGGAUCGAGUCCGUCCGCGCGGCCCACUCGGGGCUCGACCUCGAGUCCUACCACGUCCGCUACGACACCCGCCUCACCGACGCCGACGACCUCCUCGCGCUCCGCGACCACUCCGACUGCGUCGGCGCCGACCUCGACGCCGGCCCGGAAUCCUCCUCGUGCAAAUUGGCGUUGAAGGGUCUGCCGGCGGUGUUCAGGGAGGUGGAGUGGGACCUGAUCAUGGUGGACGCGCCGACCGGGUGGACGCCCGAGGCGCCGGGGAGGAUGGGCGCGAUCUACACGGCGGGGAUGGCGGCGCGGGCGAGGCGGCCCGGGGACGGCGCCACCGACGUGUUCGUGCACGACGUCGACCGGAGCGUGGAGGACAGGUUCUCCAAGGCGUUCCUCUGCGAGGCCUACCUCGAAGAGCAGGUCGGCCGGAUCCGCCACUUCGUUGUUCCUUCUCACCGGGAGAAGCCCGGCACGCCCUUCUGCCCCCAGAACUGAAACUCCUGAUCAACUUGAUCAACUGUUUUACCCAUUUUACCCCUCGAACUGCCGCGACGCCAUUGGAGGCGACGGGCGUAGCUUGUUACCACUACUACCGUGGCCGUCGGAUCGAGAGACGGACGCUCGCGAUCAAGCGCAGGAGGGAGAUCAGAGAUGGGUGUGGAGAUUAUUUUUUUUCUGUUGGUUCUUCUGCGGAUGCAAUCGUGUUACUAGCGGUUGGUUGGAUGCACGAUCCGACGGUGCGGCGCGGCCUUGGGCAAAUAUGCUGUAGAUUAUCUCUACCAUCACUUCGUCAGGGGAUCUAUACUAUACAUGUUGUUCUUCUCUUGUUUAUUUCCAUUAGUCUUUUUUUUUUUGCAAUAUAUUUUCUCUUUAUUUUUUGGGUUCAUGGUUUAAGUAAGGAGAUGUAUGUGGAAUUAACGAGGGGAUGAUAAUAAGAUUUAUUUCUUUGCAUCAAUGAUUAAUAAUACUGUACUAUAGGAUGAUAAUAAGAUUUAUUGUUUGGAUCAA
This is a messenger RNA of Brachypodium distachyon (stiff brome), 1544 nucleotides long. Its product is annotated as glucuronoxylan 4-O-methyltransferase 1. The transcript has a single exon. Lineage: Eukaryota; Viridiplantae; Streptophyta; Magnoliopsida; Poales; Poaceae. The record is from RefSeq and is a predicted model, not a curated record. Gene Ontology annotation, biological process: xylan biosynthetic process. Bases 126 to 1031 code for a protein of 301 amino acids.